This is a messenger RNA of Branchiostoma floridae (Florida lancelet), 1269 nucleotides long. Its product is annotated as intelectin-1a-like. NCBI's taxonomy places the organism in Eukaryota, Metazoa, Chordata, Leptocardii, Amphioxiformes, Branchiostomatidae. The transcript has 2 exons. The coding region runs from base 1 to 948 and encodes 315 amino acids. The record is from RefSeq and is a predicted model, not a curated record. Gene Ontology annotation, molecular function: oligosaccharide binding.
AUGACAGGCACUCUCGUAGUUGAAGACCCGAAACUGCACGUAUCCGGGGAUGGCUUCAUGUUGCUGCAAGAUGUUCGGAGGCAACAGCGACUCGACAAGAGUAUUAUUGCCCUGGUCGUACACAAUGGGGAUGGCCGGACCGUUGUCGUGGGUGUAGGCGGCGGUUUUGUACUCUUUUUUGGUAUUUUUUGCAUCUACCAGACCUACUGCGACAUGACCACGGCCGGAGGUGGCUGGACGCUGGUCUCCAGUGUGCAUGAGGACGACAUGUACGGCAAAUGUACGGCCGGGGAUCGCUGGUCCAGCACCCGCGGGAACAACAACAACUACCCCGGCGGAGAUGGCAACUGGGCCAACGUGCACACUUUCGGCUCCAUGGGGUCGGCCACUACCGACGACUACAAGAACCCAGGCUACUUCAGUAUCAGCGCCUCCAACGUCAUGCUGUGGCACGUGCCGAACAACGUGCCGCCAAAAGAGUACAAAACUACCGCCUACCUACGGUACCGCACCUCCGACGGUUUCCUGGACAGCUACGGAGGCAACCUGUACUCGCUGUUCAAAGAUCCCUUCCCCAUUGGUUACAACUUGGGCACGUACACUCACGACAACGGUCCUGCCAUCCCCAUUGUGUACGACCAGGGUAACGACACUCUAGUGGAGUCACUGUUGCCUCCGGAAAUUGUUUCACAUAAUGAAGCAAUCCCCGGGUUCGUGCAGUUUCGGGUGUUCACCAACCAAGGAGCGUGCCUGGCGGUUUGUCCAGGAGUCAACUUCGUAGGUAUCAACGCAGAGCACGUGUGCGUCGGCGGUGGAUAUGAUCCACGCUAUAAUGGUAGGCAAUGCGGUGACUACGCGUCCAAGGACUGGGAUGGCUACGGCACGGGCGUCGGCAUGAGUUCUACUCAGCUUGUCACGGAGUCCGUCAUCAUGUUCUUUUACCGCUAAGAACUGGCGCGCGAUUGUAGGACAUACUGGCAACAUGCACUAUACUGAUUGUAUCACAUUGUUUUAAUUCCCUAUUCAUCGGUAUACUUCCUAUGCAUUUUGUUGAAUUGUGAGCUCAUCAUAAGAUUGUGAAGCUAACCAUCUCUUUUUAAAGAUGCAGUCACUGCUUCAUCGACCAUUCAAACAUGUUGAUGACUUACUUUACACAUAAUCAUGAUUACCUGUUACACCAAAUAUGGACUAUACAUCAAUAGUCUAAAUAAUGUUAAGAUGAUAACGAAAAUGUUGUAACAACCUUCAAUAAAACAACGAUUCAGUUAA